Messenger RNA from Haplochromis burtoni (Burton's mouthbrooder), 1013 nucleotides. Its product is annotated as DNA (cytosine-5)-methyltransferase 3A. NCBI's taxonomy places the organism in Eukaryota, Metazoa, Chordata, Actinopteri, Cichliformes, Cichlidae. The record is from RefSeq and is a predicted model, not a curated record.
AGAGAGAGAGAUUGAGUUGUGUGUGUGAGAGAACGCCGACGGGAGCGCGCAGCAACGGAGAGAGAAGACCCGUUUGAACGCGAGGAGAGAGAGAGAGAGUUUGAGUGCGAGUGGGUGUGAGAGAGAGAGAUCGAGAGUGAACGAGAGGAGAGAGAGCGACGACCGUGAGGGUCCGGGUGCCUGAGGGACGGACGACACGGAGAGGGGGAGGUCUGAGGGAGCGCGUUAUCGUCUGACAGAUCGAGACAGGUUGAAUGAAGCUGCACCUGGUGCUUCUGAGGGCAUUUCCCAUGUUUUGAUUUGCUCUGUUUUUUUAACUUUCUAAACUUGGUUUCACCGAGCUGUUCCCUGCCAUGCCGUCCAACAGUCCUGCUACUGGUGAACCACCCCAGACGCCAGAGAACGACACUUCUAACGAUGUGAGUGAAGAUGGUGCAGACCAGGACAGUCCAGAGGAGGGGACACCGGCGAGCCCCCGCAACAAGCGCAGAGUGGGUCGUCCCAGCAGGAAACGCAAACAGCUGCUUCCUGAGAUGGCAACCUCUGACCCCUGUGCAAACGCCCCCCCAACUCCGCCUGAGGAGCCGGCGCCUUCACCCUCCCCUCGCAAGAAGCGCGGGCGUCGGAAACAAGAGCCAGCGGAGAGGAAUAAGGACGAGCCAGAUGACAGAAACUGCGACUCCCCCAGAGAGGGAGAGACUGGAAGGCUGCGGAGAAGGCCAGUCCCCAGAGUAACUUUUCAGGCUGGAGAUCCAUACUAUAUCAGCAGGAGACAGAGAGAAGAAUGGCUCAGCCGCUGGAAGAUGGAGGCAGAGCGACGGGCCUACCGAGAGGCAGAGAUAAACAUGAUGGAUGACCUCUCAGAAGCUGACUUUCAGAAAGAGGAGGAGCCCGCCAGCCCUGCCCCUCCCCCUUCACAACAACACACAGACCCUGCCUCUCCGACGGUCGCCGUGACACCCGAGCCGGUCGCCAGGGGAGAACAGGCCACGCCCAGUGAGAUUGAAUACCAG